Messenger RNA from Elgaria multicarinata webbii, 2013 nucleotides. It is a transcript of the gene CNGA2, whose product is annotated as cyclic nucleotide gated channel subunit alpha 2. Bases 1 to 2013 code for a protein of 670 amino acids. Lineage: Eukaryota; Metazoa; Chordata; Lepidosauria; Squamata; Anguidae. Gene Ontology annotation, molecular function: intracellularly cGMP-activated cation channel activity; protein-containing complex binding; intracellularly cAMP-activated cation channel activity. The transcript is spliced from 6 exons. Gene Ontology annotation, biological process: monoatomic cation transmembrane transport; potassium ion transport. The record is from RefSeq and is a predicted model, not a curated record. Gene Ontology annotation, cellular component: plasma membrane; intracellular cyclic nucleotide activated cation channel complex.
AUGACGGAAAAGCUCAAUGGCGUGACGGCUUCCCCCGCCAACCCUCAGCUGCAGGUGUCUGUGAAAACAGCCUCCGAAGGUGAUCCAGAGCAGAGUGGGCGCAGCAACCGCAGCAGAGUGUCCUUCACCGGUGAUGAUGCAUCUUCAGAGCUCCAGCGGGUGGCUGCCAUGGAUGAUGCAAAUCAGGAACCACACAAGCCCCCCCCGAAGAAAGGGGCCCUCUCCAGGGUAGCCCGGCUGGUGAUGGUUCUUCGGGAAUGGGCAAAUAAAAGCUUAAAAGAAGAGGAGCAGCGGCCGGACUCGUUCCUUGAGCGCUUCCGAGGGCCGGACGUGAAGACUUUGGCGGCGGCAGCUGAUGAUGGCUCUGGAGACCAGGACCAAAAGAAAAAGAAGAAAUGGAAAGUCUUUGUGCUGGACCCUGCCGGAAACUGGUACUACCGCUGGCUUCUAGUGAUCGCCGUGCCUGUUCUCUAUAACUGGUGCACGUUGGUGGCACGAGCAUGUUUCAAUGAACUCCAGAAAAAAUACUUGGUCUGGUGGCUGGUUCUGGACUACCUCGCUGAUAGCAUCUACAUCGUCGACAUUGUCAUUCGGCUGCGCACAGGUUUCCUUGAGCAGGGCUUACUCGUCAAAGACCUCAAGAAGCUGCGUGAUAAGUACAUUGGCACGAUGCACUUCAAGCUGGACGUCCUCUCUGUCCUGCCCACCGAUUUCGCCUACUUUGCCACCGGCAUACACCGCCCAGAGGUCCGCUUCAACAGGCUGCUGCGCUUCUCUCGCAUGUUUGAGUUCUUUGAUCGGACUGAGACGAGGACCAGCUAUCCAAACAUCUUCAGGAUCUGCAACUUGGUGAUGUACAUUUUGGUCAUCAUCCACUGGAACGCCUGCAUCUACUAUGCCAUCUCUAAGGCCAUUGGCUUUGGAGAGGACACCUGGGUUUACCCAAAUAUAUCAGACCCAGAGUACGGGUAUUUAACACGGGAGUACAUCUAUUGCCUCUACUGGUCCACCCUGACCUUGACCACUAUUGGAGAGACGCCCCCUCCUGUGCGGGAUGAGGAGUACCUCUUUGUCAUCUUUGAUUUCCUGAUUGGGGUCCUCAUCUUCGCCACCAUUGUGGGUAAUGUGGGCUCCAUGAUCUCCAACAUGAACGCCAACAGGGCAGAGUUCCAGGCCAAGAUCGAUGCCAUCAAGCACUACAUGCAGUUCCGCAAAGUGAGCAAGGAGAUGGAGGUCAAGGUCAUCAAGUGGUUUGACUACCUCUGGACCAACAAGAAGACGGUGGACGAGUGGGAAGUGCUCAAGAACCUGCCCGACAAGCUGCGGGCUGAGAUUGCCAUCAACGUCCACCUGGAGACCUUGAAGAAAGUGCGGAUAUUUCAGGACUGCGAGGCUGGGCUCUUGGUGGAGCUGGUGCUCAAGCUGCGCCCUCAGGUGUUCAGCCCAGGUGACUACAUCUGCCGGAAGGGGGACAUUGGCAAAGAGAUGUACAUCAUCAAGGAUGGGAAGUUGGCGGUGGUGGCAGAUGACGGUGUGACUCAGUAUGCUCUGCUGACUGCCGGCUGCUGCUUCGGAGAAAUCAGCAUCCUCAACAUCAAAGGAAGCAAAAUGGGCAACCGCCGGACGGCAAACAUCCGCAGCAUUGGCUACUCCGACCUCUUCUGCUUGUCUAAGGAGGACCUCAUGGAAGCAGUGACUGAGUAUCCAGAUGCCAAGAGAGUCCUAGAAGAGCGCGGUCGAGAGAUCCUCACCAAGGAAGGACUGUUGGAUGAAGCAGCAGCAGAAGGCAUGGAAGGCAUGGACGUAGGGCAGAAGCUGGACAGGCUGGAGGCCAGUCUGGAGACACUGAACUCCCGCUUCUCCCGGCUCCUAGCAGAGUAUGAUGCUGCCCAGAUGAAACUCAAGCAGCGCAUCACCUCUGUGGAGAGUAAGGUGAAGCAGGACAACCUGGAGGAGCUUUUCUCUGAUAGCCCCAACAGCCCACCCAGGGAUGAAGAAGAAGCCAAACCAUGA